Symbiodinium sp. CCMP2592 is the source of this 1836-nucleotide messenger RNA. The record is from the annotation of a GenBank genome assembly. Lineage: Eukaryota; Dinophyceae; Suessiales; Symbiodiniaceae.
AUGUCGUUGGACGUGGCCAGCUUGGGUCGGAAGCAUUAUGUGAGCCAGAGUGGUUUAGCAGCUGUUUUGAAGGAGGUUUCCGAAUCGUCUUCCACAGUGGCACCUUCCAGAUCAGGCAUCAAAAGAGCCAGAGAGGAACAGGUCGCCAUCGACACACCAUAUGGCGCUUUGAUCGACAAUAUGCAGAUCAAAGACAAGAAGGGAAAGGAACGGAGUUUCCCAACAUUGAAUCUGAAAGCCUGGAUGUGGUACGUCGUCAAGAACCUGCUUCUUAGUUUUUUCAGCAGGAAGUUCCUGGAACACCCGCCCAAGGCAAACACACCUUGGCGGGUGUGUUUAUAUUGUGAUGAGAUAUCACCGGGCAACCAACUAAAGCAGCAAAACACACGGAAGAUCCAAGCCUACUACCUUUCCUUCCAUGAAUUCGGGGCGGAGUUCCGUUGCCAAGAACAAAUGUGGUUCACGGUGGCUUUGGCGAGGUCCCAUCUGGUGAACCAACUUCCUGGCGGCCUCUCGCAGUUCACCCACCACCUCCUGCAAGCACUGAAGCUUGAGGACUUCGAGCAUGGUUUGCUUCUGGACUCGGGCGGUGAACGAGUUAUGUUCUUCGCCAAACUGGACACCAUGGUGGCAGAUGAAGCUGCCUUGAAGGCAGUCUUUGAUGUGAAGGGCUCCUCGGGGACACUACCAUGUCCUUUGUGCUCCAAUGUUGUUGCCAAGACGAGCAUGCUGGAAGGCUGUGACACAACUGGGACACUGGUACCUGUGCACGAAACUGCUCUGGAGAAGUUUUGUGCAAGAACGGACAAUACCAUCUGGCAGGGCUGCAGGUUACUGCAAAGCCGAUGUGGCCAAGUCUCCAAGAAGGCUUUUGAGCAGCUGGAGCAGUCACUGGGGAUGAACCAUAACCCAGAUGGUGUCCUGUUCCAUGGGAGUUUGCCUUUGGCCUCCACUUUGAUGUACGACUGGCUACACUGUUACUUGGUAGCAGGACUGAUGCACGUGGAGCUGGGGCUUUUGUUCCCCAUACUCUAUACCCACGGUGUGACAGUGGAAAGUCUGAAAGACUGGAUGUGUUCCUUCGAAUGGCCCUACGGCUUGAGGACACACCGCAACGAGACACUGAGGAUUUUCGACAAGAGAAUUCCCCCUGGCGAGUUCAAUCUUGCAACAGGAAGCAUUCCAGAUUUACUGGCAAAGGCGAUGACCAGUUGUUUGAAUUUGUUUCUCGUCCUGGAUCUCUUGCUUAAAGGGAACCGGGGAGAGCAGGUGCCACCAGACGAUUUGGAGGCCGCCAUCCUCAAACACUGCCGGGCAUUUCUCAGUGCAUAUGGCUCCGAGCAUGUUGUGCCUAAAUUCCACUAUAGCCUGCACCUUGGCGCUUUUGCUCGAAAGAAACCGCUGAUUUCCUGCUUCACUCACGAAAGAAAGCAUCGCCAAAUCAAACAGCUGGCAAACGAGAUUCACAACCCUGGAGACUGGUUUGAGAAAUCCGUCUUCAGAGACGUGUGGGGCGAAGCCAUGUUGAAUGCAAACUUCGGCGAUCGAGCAUGCGGUGCGACUGUUUCCUUUCAGGCCGUUUGCAGGCCGGGCCAGAGCUGCGAGAAAGGUGAUCUCGUGCUGCUUUCUUCUGGUGAUGUGGUCCAAGUGUGGCUGCAUUGCCGCCUGUAUGACGGGGACAUGUGCACUUUGUGUAGCAUUCUGAAGCCUCUGGGUAAGAAUCGCUUCCUCCUGGACGAUUCCACGGCUCGGUUUAUUCCGAGUGUCCACAUCCAGAGGACAUGCUACUAUAAGAAGUGUCCCAAGGAUGGCGAGGUCAUGGUCACUCCUGCCUAA